AUGUCAAAAUUACUUAUAUAUUAUGUUCUUCCUUGGUCAAUUGAUGGACGUUUCGGUUUAACCAUCAAUCCACUAAAAGGUCAAGGACGUGUUUCGUAUCAGUUUGCAAGAAUAAUCAGGCAUAUUACCGGUCGUAAUCCGUUGGAUUUUAAUGGCUAUGGUUGUCACUGUGGUUGGGGUAGUAAAGGUUUCAAGGUAGUUGAUGCUAUUGAUCAAUGUUGUGUUGUUCAUGAUAAUUGUUACAAUAAUGCAUGGUAUGAUUAUGAUUUUGUUACAAACGAUAUUCAGUGUACCGAUGAACCAGGAACAAUUGAUCGCGAAGCAUGUGAAUGCGAUAGACAAGCAGCACUGUGCUUUCGCUCAUCGCCUUAUAUUUCAGCUUAUGAGGACUACCGAGUUAAUAAAUGUUAA
Rotaria sp. Silwood2 is the source of this 411-nucleotide messenger RNA. The record is from the annotation of a GenBank genome assembly. NCBI's taxonomy places the organism in Eukaryota, Metazoa, Rotifera, Eurotatoria, Philodinida, Philodinidae.